GAGAGGAGGCUGAAAUGAAGGCCAGGCCGAGGAGAAGGAGGCCGGAUUCGGCAGCCCUCCUCCCUCCCUCCUGGCUCCCCUCCAUCCAUCGGAAGCCGGGCCAAGGAGGCAGGGAAGGCGGCAGGGAAGGCUCCCCUCGUUCGGCCUGAGGGGGGGGGGAUUCACGGCGGCGCCCAUGGCGGGCCUGGAGCAGCUGGAGCUGGGCCGCCUGCGAGAGGCCCCUCGGGGCUCCUCCUCCUCCUCCUCCGUGUCGCCUUCGCCGCCGCUCUCCUCCUGCUCGAGGCAGGCCUGGAGCAGGGACAACCCGGGCUUCGAGGCCGAGGAGGAGGAGAAGGGGAAGAAGAAGGCGGCCAGGGCGGCCUCGGGGCCUGUGCUCCAAAUGGAGGCGGAGUGGGCCUCGGCGGCAGCAGCAACAGCAAGAGGAGCGGCCUCGCCUUCGCUUUCCUCAGGGCAGGGGCCCAGGAAUGGAGGCGCCGAACUCGGGAGGAAGAGGGAGGAAGAAGGAGAGGAGGAGGAGGAGGAGGGAGGCAAAAUGGCGGCGGGGAGACCCCACUCCUUGGAGCAGGCGCUGCCUUCGCCUUUCCCUCACGAAGGAGGAGGAGGAGGAGAGGCCGAGGAGGAGCCCCCGCCUCGCCGCGUGGCCUGGACCAAAGGCCUGGCCCGCCGUCUCAGGGGUCUGUGGGGUACAAGACUAAUGGAAGAAACCACAACCAGAGAGAAAUACCUGAAAAGUGUCCUACGAGAACUAAUCACGUACUUGAUGUUUCUCCUGGUCCUCUCCAUCUUGUCUUAUGGGAUGGUGAGUUCUAAUAUGUACUACUACACAAGGAUAAUGUCACAGCUCUUUCUAGAUACACCUGUAUCAAAAAUGGAGAAGAUCAACUUCAAAACUUUGUCCACAAUGGAAGACUUCUGGAAGUUUGCUGAGGGUCCAUUGCUAGAUGGACUGUAUUGGGAAAUGUGGUAUAACAAUAAAACAGUGACAGAGAACAGAAGUUUCGUCUACCAUGAGAACCUGCUUUUGGGAGUACCUCGUCUGCGGCAGCUGAAAGUGAGAAAUGGCUCGUGUUCAAUACCUGAAGAUUUACAAGAUGAAAUUAAAGAUUGUUACAAUGUUUACUCUGUGGGUAAUGAAGACACUGCUCCAUUUGGGCUUCGAAAUGGAACUGCUUGGACUUAUACCAGUGAAAAAGAUCUGAAUGGGAGCAGCCACUGGGGGCUGAUUGCAACAUACAGUGGAGGUGGCUAUUAUCAGGAUCUUUCUAGAAGCAAACAAGAGACAUCUGACUUGAUUGCUGGCCUUAAGAACAACUUGUGGCUUGACAGGGGCACAAGGGCAACAUUUAUUGAUUUUUCAGUGUACAAUGCAAAUAUCAAUCUCUUCUGUAUUAUCAGGUUAUUGGUGGAAUUCCCACCAACAGGCGGCCUCCUUACAUCUUGGCAGUUCCAGCCAGUAAAGUUGAUCCACUACAUCUCUGCAUUCGACUUCUUCCUAGCUGCCUGUGAAAUUAUUUUUUGCCUCUUUAUUAUUUAUUACGUGGUAGAAGAAAUCCUAGAAAUUCACAUUCACAGACUGUUCUAUUUCAGAAAUCUUUGGAAUUGUCUUGAUGUUCUCAUCAUUGUGCUGUCAGUGGCAGCUAUAGGGAUUAAUGUAUAUCGAACAUCUACUGUGGAUAGGUUGCUAAAGGAGCUGCUGGAAAAUCAAAAUAACUUCCCAGAUUUUGAGCCAUUAGCCUAUUGGCAAACACAGUUCAACAAUAUUGCAGCCAUCACCACGUUUUUCGUCUGGAUAAAGCUUUUUAAAUUCAUCAGCUUCAACCAGACAAUGAGCCAGUUAUCUUCCACAAUGUCACGAUGUGCCAAAGAUGUUCUUGGUUUUGCUAUUAUGUUUUUCAUCAUUUUUAUAGCCUAUGCACAACUAGCCUACCUAGUAUUUGGUACACAAGUUGAUAACUUCAGUACCUUCCAGGACAGUAUCUUUACACAGUUCCGCAUCUUGUUGGGAGAUUUCGACUUUACAGAGGUUGAAGAGACUAACAGAAUUUUGGGACAAGUUUAUUUCACUACAUUUGUGUUCUUUAUGUUCUUCAUUCUUUUGAACAUGUUUUUGGCUAUCAUCAAUGAUACGUACUCAGAGGUCAAAUCAGAUAUGGCACAACAGAAGUCUGAAAUGGAACUGUCAGAUCUUAUUAAAAAGGAAUACACCAAAGCCAUGGUGAAAUUAAAAUUGAAGAAAACACCAGUUGAUGACAUUUCAGAGAGUCUACGACAAAGCGGAGGCAAAUUAAACUUUGAUGAACUACGGCAAGACCUAAAGGGAAAAGGACAUACUGAUGCUGAGAUUGAAGCCAUUUUUACAAAGUAUGACCAAGAUGGUGAUCAGGAAUUGACUGAACUGGAGCAUCAACAAAUGAGAGAUGAUUUGGAGAAAGAGCGAGAGGACUUAGAGCUAGACAGAAGCUCUCUGACUCGUCCGUUGAGUGGUCGUAGUUUUCCACGAAGCCUUGAUGACUCAGAAGAAGAUGAUGAUGAUGACAGUGGACAUAGCUCCAGGAGGAGAGGCAGCAGCUCAAGUGGAGUGUCAUAUGAAGAGUUUCAAGUGUUGGUUCGACGAGUCGAUCGCAUGGAGCAUUCCAUAGGCAGCAUUGUUUCGAAGGUCGAUGCUGUCAUUGUGAAACUGGAAGUCAUGGAGAAAACAAAACUUAAGAGGAAAGAGGUCUUGAGUAGACUGUUGGAUGGGGUCACAGAGGAUGAAAGGUUGGGCCGUGACAAUGAGGUUCACAGGGAUCAGAUGGAGAGACUUGUAAGAGAAGAAUUGGACCACUGGGAAUCAGAUGAUACAGCAUCCCAAGUGAGCCACCGCUUGGGAACCCCAGUAGGGCUCAAUGGCCAAUGCCGGUCCAGGAGUUCCCGCCCUUCUUCCUCACAGUCCACAGAAGGUGUUGAUGGAGGAGGAGCUGGAAAUGGUGGAAGCAACAUACAUGUCUAGUAGCAUUUUUCUUGUGCUUUCAAGAAUUCCCACAAUUAGUGACUUACCUAAAUGAUAGGGUGCUGUCUAUAAAUAAGAUCUGUGUAUCUACCUACACAAGUUGGUAGACUGAAUAAGCAGAGAAGCAGCUUCAUUCUUCUGGUUUAAUAGAGCUAGAAGAUGUUAUAAGAUGUUCCAACUAUUUUCAGGACCAGAUAUUUAUUUAAAAUGUAACACUUAAACACCAUUUAUGUGGAAAUGACAUGCAUUUUUCAACUUAGCAGGGAAAAUAUGGCCAAACCAAAAUAAAGUUACUUAUUUUUGUGUGAGGUUUUAGUCCUACACCCACCUUUCUGAGAAUAAGCCCCACCGAACACAGUGGGACUUACUUCUUAGUAAACUUGCAAAGGAUUGCACUGUAAGUAACUGUCUUACACAUGUUCAUAUACAAAUCAAAUAUAUAAUACACUGAGGCUGUCUUUCCAUAGACUCCUUCUUUCCCACUUUUAAAAAUCAGCUGACCAGAGGAAACUAGUAAAGUAUAGACAUCUAAUUGUUUAUAAAAGUGUAUUGAUUACUUUAUGAAGAUGGAGUUUACCUAUUUCUUCUGGUUUUCUAGGAACUGAGGUUGUAUUAAUGUAUUUUAAAAACAGGUGUGUUUAUUUUCCUUGCCUGUAUCUCAUGGGUUUGCUGUCAUUUCCAUGAGGAUGAAGAUAAUUGCCUAUCAGUAUAAAGUAGUUCUUCUCUCCCUCCCCCUGCCAUUUUCCCAUGGGGAUUACUUGUUCUCCUUCUUCCUAUGAGUGCUCCUUUAUGUAAACAUUCUUAGCCAUCUGUUCCCACAUACCUUGAGUCAAUUAAUUCACUGCAGAUAACUAAGUGGUGUUGGCUAAGAAAGUGGUGCUAUAUACUGGUAAUCUUAUAUUCCCAUCCAAAGAAGAAAGUAAUUUUAAAGCAAAACUGAUAUAUGCCUCCUCUGCAAGCUAGAUAAACCAACUAUAGAAAUAACCAUGCAUGCUGCAUGUAUAAGCAUCCUCUGAAUAGAAGUGCAGACUUGAUGGUUUGUUAAUGAGUGACUGAUAAGGAAAGUGUCCAAACCAAAGAUUAAAUGCCUUACAUCUCCACUGUGAAAAGAAAAAGAUAUUGUACAACUUGAUGUCACUAUUCUGUUCAUGAGGAUUUCAAUUCUAAAUCUUACAUCUUGGAUGAUUUGGAACCACAUGAUGUUCUCAGUUUAUCUACUCUUCCUUUCUGUCCUAAUGUGAUGGUGAAUUAUCCCAUAGCAGAAAGACUCUGUAAAAAGUGACUUACCGUAUAUUUCAUGGAAUUAAGAAGAGUCGUAUCUUUCUUUUGUGAGAGUUGUUUCAGUUCAAGAACAAAAAUCUAAAAGCAGAAAAUCUAAAUUCCUGCUUCACCUGAGAAUGACAUUCUCUCAACAAAGAGAAAAUUGACUUUCUUGAGUGAUUAAAUAGUGUUUGCCAUUAAUUUUUUACUUAUAUUAGACAUGAAGUAACAAACCAAAGUUUGGUUGAUAUUAAUGGUAACCAUGGAGAUUUAGGAUUUGAAUAAAUAAACAGGGUGCUUCUGUAAAUAGCUACAAGGAUGAAUGUAACUUUUGGGGACAUGUUCCAUUGCUCUUAUGCUAAGAACUAGAUGUGUUUUGUAGGUUGCUUUGUCCCACACGGCUUUUGCCCCAAUGGGAAAGAAAGACCAGCACAUGAGCUUUGUGCAGUAGUGCCAAAGGUAUUUUGAAGAAAGGUUUUGUGUCUUUCUCUGUGCCAUUUCCCACACUCUUAACAGUAUUAAGCAGCAGAGUGAGCAACUGCCUUUGCAACAUGGCUUGAAAUGCACAUUUUAAAAAUGCUGUGUUUUUGAUCUUCAGCAGCCAUCACAAAAUCAUCUUUCAUUUGCAGUCUCUUAUAGGAAAACCAAAAUGUUUGCAUUCAUAAAUCAUACUAGUUUAUAUUUCUGUAACAUGUUGUUACUAAUUAACAAACUUCAUUUUGAAGUGCAAUUAAGAUUUCAUGGGUUGUCCAUGUGUGCUGACAAUGUACAUACAAUUAAAGUAUGGCGGCGAAGACUCUAGGGUUUUUAAAAAUCUUUUUAUUUCCCAAUGUAUAACGAUAAUGAAUUCCCAACCCCAUUUCUAGAAUAACUGUCUUUAUAGCAAAAAAUAAUAAGUAUCAUUGUUUAGAAAGUUAAUUAUACAUAACUUCCAUACUGAUAAAAAUAUAUCAGAUUAAUAGCAGCUGACUUCUCACCUAAUAAAGAUAUUAUGUGAUUUA
This is a messenger RNA of Sceloporus undulatus (fence lizard), 5250 nucleotides long. RefSeq names its product polycystin 2, transient receptor potential cation channel (gene PKD2). Bases 176 to 2989 code for a protein of 937 amino acids. Gene Ontology annotation, cellular component: membrane. Gene Ontology annotation, molecular function: potassium channel activity; calcium ion binding; voltage-gated sodium channel activity. The record is from RefSeq and is a predicted model, not a curated record. NCBI's taxonomy places the organism in Eukaryota, Metazoa, Chordata, Lepidosauria, Squamata, Phrynosomatidae. Gene Ontology annotation, biological process: detection of mechanical stimulus; release of sequestered calcium ion into cytosol; potassium ion transmembrane transport. The transcript is spliced from 15 exons.